AAUUCGACGCAGAAAAGGAAACUGGCCGCUACAAACUCCCGAAGAUGUUCCUCUGUGUCACCGACACCUGGGGUCUUAGAGCGUUCGCCGCACCUUGCAGACAGGUUCUUCAGACAAGUUCUUCAAUCGGUCGGAAUGUUAUUAGGAUACCCCACGAAGGCUUCGAUAUCGUUACAUGGACUACUCACCCUCCAUGACUCCUCAAAAUGCCGAUCAAGCUCAUGGGAGAUGGUGUCAUACACGUAUCGCAAUUUAUGCACGAACGCUCGGGCCCAUGAGCAUCAACUGCAUGGCUUGCUCAGCAACCGCACACACCGAAAGCCAUGUCAGGCCUGACUCUUAUCGAGGCCCUCAAUUGCCUCACAGUGGAGAACCCUACCACUCUCAGUCUCGCUUCACACGCUGCCGUGCCGUCCAGCAUCGACUUCGACACCGAACCUGAAUACGAUGAACUCGACCUUCUAGUCACCGAUUCGGAUGAUUUGAUAUCAAUAGACACCAAGUUCGAAAGAAUCUGCUCCAUCAUCUCGAGUGGCCUAUCGCUUGCAGCGGCACUGGGCGAAGUUAACCCGGAGGAUGAACCAAAAAUGAGAGCGUUCAGACUUGUCCAGAUGGGUCGCGAGGAACGGGCCACUUGGAGGAAAUGGGAGGAGGGAGGGAGAUUACCGGCUUUCAACAGGGAAACGUGUAAAGUGGCCUACUACAAAGGAAGGAAACAGCCACCGCUCAAGGUCCUAGAGAUGGAAGCCGAGGCACUUACAAGACUCUACGGUGCUUCGCCUCCACUCAGCAUUGAGCACGCACUUUUCUUCCGCCACAACAAACCUCACAGACACAAUUUUCCUCUGGUACACUUGAUGGCGAAGAUCAUUACCGCGGAGAAGGAUCUCGGGUUUCCUAUGGUUGAGAGCGAGGAUUGGAGAGUACGCACGGAAAUUAAGAUAACCAGACGUCUGAACAGUAUGAUACUGCAACAACUGGAGUAUAUUGAAUACAGCGUUAGGGGCAUUCGUUCGUCAGAACUGGUUGGGGCACAAAGAGCAAUUGGGCCACGAAGUCGCCGAUUGAAUACCCUACGUUCCUUGACUGGACUUGAUCUCACGGAUCCUAAUCAAGGACUGGAGACGUUAACGGAUCACAUCGUUGGCGAGAUCGAGCACAGGAGGCGGAGUGUCAACCAAUACCUCUCAGAACGUGUCCGAAUCCUAAUGAGCACAGAGAAGUCCCGCACAGCAGACAACGUCCAUCAAGUCACAGAAGCAGCAGCAAUACUGGACGGACUGCCUGCUGCGAAGGUCGCGGAACAUAGGAUGCAUGAGACGGCGGAGAUGCUGGUGAUGAUGAAGGAUAAGGAGGGGAGGGAUAAUGCGGUGGAUGAGGCCACGGCGGUGGGGGUGUUGGAGCAGGUGUUGAAGGUGAAUGUGAGGAAGGAGGUGGAUGAGGAUAUGUUGGGUGAGUUGCUCGCGAAAUGCAAGAUUGAGGCACCUGAAACAAAAGAGGGAGAGUUUUUCACCACGAAGAAGGACGAGAAGUAUGAUCUUGAUUUACUUUUCAAAGCGGCGAGGAGCCGAGAGGACCAUCAUGAGGAUGAAUCUGACGACGAUGACGAUGAUGACAGCGGAGUGGACGAUAGUAAACCGAUCACACCGAAGAGGACCAGACAAACGAUGGAGGAUCAGAACUUGCAGGAGAAGUUCAAGAAGGUCAGGAUCUCGGCGUCGUCGUAGGGGUUCUGGGUAGAUUUCCGGAGCGUGAGGAACGGAACAUCACAACGGAAACGCAGUUCAUAUCUAUGGAGGUAUCUUGCUACUACGUAUGAUACUUUGUCUUUUGUGCCUUGCGAGUUUUGUAGGGAAACAUCAAUCAUAU
This is a messenger RNA of Saitoella complicata NRRL Y-17804, 1869 nucleotides long. RefSeq lists its product as uncharacterized. The transcript is spliced from 2 exons. The coding region runs from base 324 to 1727 and encodes 467 amino acids. The record is from RefSeq and is a predicted model, not a curated record. Lineage: Eukaryota; Fungi; Ascomycota; Saitoellomycetes; Saitoellales; Saitoellaceae.